Messenger RNA from Pleuronectes platessa (European plaice), 1852 nucleotides. RefSeq names its product myeloid-associated differentiation marker homolog. Gene Ontology annotation, cellular component: membrane. The coding region runs from base 422 to 1273 and encodes 283 amino acids. Lineage: Eukaryota; Metazoa; Chordata; Actinopteri; Pleuronectiformes; Pleuronectidae. The record is from RefSeq and is a predicted model, not a curated record. The transcript is spliced from 2 exons.
CCUUCUCACCGGAGCGUGUCUCUCUCAGGGCGGCGGGGCAGGAGGAAGCAGCUCGAGGCUAUUCCUGGAGUGUGUGAUCACAAUGGCUCAGCGGCCGGGGCGCGGUAUGUCCGCUAUUUGGAGCGUACCACUGUGUGCAUCAGGUUUACUGGGUUCGAUCCUCUGAACAUCCGCGUAACGGUCUCUGAGCCUCAUGUGGUCUCACGGUGCGGCUGUGUGCAGACCUGGUUCUGGUUCAACAGGAAGAGAACCAGGAAGGAUUUCAAGAAGUUUCAGUACUCGGUGUAAACGGAGCUUUCUACAGUAGUUCUCAGGUCAUGUGACGAGCAGCCAACACAGGAUCCCACGCUCAGUUUUCAAUCCUCAUCUUUGACCCCCGCUGGACGACAGAAGCCUCUUUGAACUCUGAACAUAUCCCAACAUGCCUCUGAUCGUGUUUCCCACCUCCCAGCUGCUGUGGGUGCGCGUGGCCGCCCUGUUAUUCACCUGCGUGGCUUUCAGUGCCGCGGCGCACGCCGGCUCGCUGCCGCACGGAGGCAUGGCUGACUGGUGCAUCUUCUGCUGGGCGUUCAGCUUCUCGUGCACCCUGCUGGUGCUGCUGGUGCACCAGUUUGGCCUCCAGUCGAGAAUCCCAGUCUCCUGGUCCAACUUCCCCAUCACUAUAGCCUGCUACGCCGCCCUCCUUUGCCUCUCAGCCUCUGUCAUCUUCCCACUCUUCUUCCUCAGGGACCAGCCGGGGCGCAGCGAGGCCCGUGACCAUCGCAUCGUGUCCACCGUCUUCUCCUGCCUGGCAGCGGUGGCCUACAUGGGGGAGGUGAGCUUAACUAAAGCGAGGCCGGGGGAGACGGCGGGUUACAUGGCCACGGCUCCGGGCUUGCUGAAGGUGUUCCAGACCUUCGUGGCCUGUAUUAUCUUCAUUCUCGUCAGCGACCCCGUGUCCUAUGACCAGCAUCCGGCUCUCAAGUGGUGCAUGGCCGUGUACUGCAUCUGCUUCAUCCUCUCCAUGGCUGUGGUGGUGCUGUGCGUGGGCGAGUGCACCGGCUGUCUCCCCAUCCCCUUCUCCAAGUUCCUGUCGGCGUACGGGCUCCUGGCGGUUGUCAUGUACUUGACGGCCACCAUCAUCUGGCCCGUGUUCCAGUUCGACAAACGCUACCAGGUCAGGAGCAGCGCCUCCUCAAAGCUGAUCGCCUCGUCUGUGCUCACGGGCCUCAACUUCCUGCUUUACCUCGCUGACCUGGCCUACACCGCCAGACUAGUGUUUGUGAGCGCCUGAGAGGAAGACGUUAAGGACACACACACACACACACACACACACACACACACACACACACACACACACACACACACACACACACACACACACACUUACUGAUAACUGAUGUGGACUCAUACUAUUUUCUGCCUUAUUCUGCUGAGACGAGGAAAUCCCAAUAACUCAAAAGCUCACUUACAAAAUGUGUGAAUGUACGUGUGCACAGUGCAUGUUUGCGUAUUUCCAGAUAUCUGCAAAGAUGAUAUUUAACCUCUAAUGUGACUCUUGCUCAGUGUGCAACACAAGUAUAAGAUGACAGAUCUGAGAUCAGAUCUGCUGUAUUUUAUAUGAUGUGUGACACGGGAGGAUGAAGUCAGAAACACUGGAGAACACAGAAGAACAAAAGAACACUGUCAAAUAUUUGCAUUGACAGAAAUGCCCUCAGGCACUGUUUGCUUUCUGAAGUGGAAGCCUCUUGUGCCAAACCCCCCCGAGCUGAAUAUCCUUUUUCUGAUCUUCUGUUCAUGACAGUAAAAUGUUUCAGUAUUAAACUGUGUGAAAGUUUGUGAUUUGAUUAAAGAAUUUAGUUAAACAGAUAAA